Messenger RNA from Ornithorhynchus anatinus (platypus), 3961 nucleotides. RefSeq names its product MSL complex subunit 1 (gene MSL1). The transcript has 9 exons. Gene Ontology annotation, cellular component: MSL complex. Bases 118 to 1788 code for a protein of 556 amino acids. NCBI's taxonomy places the organism in Eukaryota, Metazoa, Chordata, Mammalia, Monotremata, Ornithorhynchidae. The record is from RefSeq and is a predicted model, not a curated record.
AGGAGGAGGAGGAGGAGAAGGAGGAGGAGAGGGGAGCCCCCAUGGCCCUGGCCGCGGCCUCCAGUUCCGCCGGCGCCCGGGCGGCCGGGGAGCCGCGCUAGGCCGGUCCUCGCCGCCAUGACCAUGAGAUCGGCCGUCUUCAAAGCCGCCGGCCCCGACCGCAGAGCGGACCCCGAGCGGGGGGGCCCCGACGACGACCCCCGGCCCCGCCCGUCCUCCCGGCCCGGCAGCCCGUCGCCCCCCGGCCUGGUGGUCGCCGCCCCCGGCCAGCCCGAGGAGAGCUGGGGCGGCUCCGCCCCGCUGCCCGGCCCGCCCCCGGCCACCAAGCAGGCGGGCGUCGGCGGCGAGCCGGCCCCCGGGCCCGGGCCCAAGGACCGGGCCGUGCUGCCCGGACUCCCCGCCUCCCAGGCGGGGGCGGGGGCCGCCAAGGACCAGGCCGGCCCGCCCCCGCCCCCCGACGCCCUCGGACCCCCGGACCCUGCGGGGCCGCCCGUCCCCUGCCCCGGCCCGGCGGCCCCCGAGGCCCGAUGGAAGGGCGUGAGGAAGAGCCCCCUCGGGGGCGGCGGCGGCGGCGGCGGCGGCCCGGGGCCCCCCAGCCAGGCCGCCUGCCUCAAGCAGAUCCUCCUGCUGCAGCUCGACCUCAUCGAGCAGCAGCAGCAGCAGCUGCAGGCCAAGGAGAAGGAGAUCGAGGAGCUCAAGGCCGAGAGGGACACGCUCCUCGCCCGGAUCGAACGUAUGGAAAGGCGGAUGCAGCUGGUGAAGAAGGAUAACGAGAAGGAGAGACACCGGCUGUUCCAGGGGUACGAGACCGAAGAGAGGGAGGAGCCGGAGCUGUCCGAGAAGAUCGAACUCGAAUGCCAGCCGGAGCUCUCGGAGCCGUCCCAGAGCCUGCCCACCAAGCCUUUCUCCUACAGCCGGAGCGGAAAAGGCCACAAAAGGAAAUCAGCAUUUGGAAGCGCAGAGAGAAAGACUCCAGUGAAAAAACUGGCAGCUGAGUUUUCGAAAGUCAAAACAAAAACUCCUAAGCACUCACCGCUGAAAGAGGAGCCCUCUUUAACCGAGGCCGUUUGCAAACGGGAGCUGCGGAGCCAAGAGACUCCUGAGAGAGGCCGCUGUCUGGCGGAUCCCUCUCUGAAACCCUCCCCCCUGCUGAAGGGGCUCGGCGGCGGCUACUCCAAGGAGUCGGCCUUCCCCAGCGAGAUCGAAGAGCUGCCAUACCUCUCCACCACCGAAAUGUACCUGUGUCGCUGGCACCAGCCGCCCCCGUCACCGCUCCCGUUACGGGAGCCCUCUCCCAAGAAGGAGGAGUCUGUAGCAAGGUGCCUGGUGCCGUCGAGCGCUGCCGGAGAAACGUCCGUCUUGGCCGUUCCUUCUUGGAGGGAUCACUCCGUGGAGCCCCUGCGCGAGACGAACCCUUCGGAAGUCUUGGAGAACCUGGACGACAGCGUGUUUUCUAAGCGGCAUGCAAAACUGGAGCUGGACGAGAAGAGAAGGAAGAGAUGGGAUAUUCAGAGGAUCAGGGAACAAAGAAUCCUACAGCGAUUGCAGCUCAGAAUGUACAAAAAGAAAGGAAUUCAGGAAUCUGAGCCGGAGGUUACCUCAUUUUUCCCUGAGCCGGACGAUGUUGAAAGUUUGCUGAUCACCCCCUUCCUGCCUGUUGUAGCAUUUGGACGACCAUUACCAAAACUAACCCCACAGAACUUCGAGCUGCCCUGGCUGGACGAGCGCAGCCGCUGCCGGUUGGAGAUCCAGAAGAAGCAAACGCCUCACCGGACCUGCCGGAAGUAGCAGCCCGGGAGAAGCGACUCUGGGUUUGGGGGGUCAGGUGGAGCCGGCUGAGAGAGCCAGUCGGGAGCUCCCGCCAUCCUCGUGUAUAUCGCGCGUUCACGGAGAAUCCCCUUCCAUGCUUUUGGGUUUUUGUUAUUGUUCCUUUGUUCUGUUUUCACAAAGCCUCUUCUCCGGGCUACUUGUGUCCUGCGGGUUUUUUGGUUUUGUUUUUUUCCUCCCCCUCCCAUUCCAGAUAGCGAUCACAGGGUAGGGCACGGGUGGCCACCGGGGCCGGUCUGGCCCUGGCUGUUGGCCAUCCUAGCGGCCCGUGCAUCGUGUGAGUGGCCCAGGAGGGUGUGGGCCCACCUGCCUUCUGGCCCAGGUGCUGUUUUUUUCCCCGUAAACCAUGUCAUUACCGGCUCAGGGCCCCGGUCGAGAGACGUGGGUCAUCCGAAGGGGGCUGGGGGCGAUGCCAGUCGGCCAUCUCUCCUCCCCGACCCCUCACCCCGCACCCUCACCUUCGUCCGCUCCCCGCCGGCAGGGCCGUGAGGCCUUCUGGCGCGGACGGGACAGGGUCAGCACCCUGCCUGCCCCGGGGCUUUCACAACAGCGUGUUCCCCAGGGUCGCGCCUCACCCCGUGAGAUUCUGGGGACACGGAAGGCCCGAGGGAGAGGAAGUAGCUUUCAGGAGCUCUGCUGCUGCCACAUAGGUUCCCCGCCCCCAUCCCUCUCUGCCCGGCGGGCCGUUAUCCUGUGAAAGCAGAAUCCGAUACGCACAACGUGGUUCCCUUUUCUGUUUUCCCGUACGUUUCACUACAACCCUGCCUAGCGGUUUGGAACCGGCGUGAGAAAGGGCUGCCACGGAGCCUCUCCACCCUCUGCUGCAGCACCGGCUUUUGAUGGGGAAUGGGAAACGGCCUUCACGGCCGUGGCCCGGACUCCAGUCGGUUCGAGGGGAAGGUAUACUCUCCCCUCCCCGGAGAGGAGAUGGAGCGUGCCCUCCCGGGGACCCGGCCGCCUUUCGGGGCACGGCGCCAGACCCAGCUCCGGGGGGGGGAUCAUUUCGGCUUCCCCACGUCCCUCGGGCAAGACGCAGAGCUGGCUCCCCUGGUUUUCAAGACCCCUUCAGCGUGGGCACCCCACACGCCGACGGAGCGGGGUGGCGGGCUUACAUCUUCUCCCCUCUUUGUCCGGUGGUGUUUGCUCUCCUCUAACUGGUCUUCCAUCUGCCCGGGAGGAGGAGGAAGGAGGCAGGGCCUGGGUGGAGAGCCAGCUGUCCACACUGCAGUGGUGAAGGUGAAUGCAGCAAGAAAGCCCGAGAAGACUGACUGCUUCCACUAGGGGCCCCAGCUCAAACCCCGACAGCAGCGGCAGCGCUGACCUUUUCUUCCCUUUUCCUCUCUUCUUCCCUCCAUCGUUUCAGUCUCUAAGACGACUUAGCUCUCGCGCUGGAGCAGGUGGGCGGCUCCAGCGCGGAUUCUCAAACUGCACCGAGGGAAGAGCGGUAAAAGGGUGCAGAGCCUCUGCUUCGUCCUUCCCUGGCUCAGUCAGAGCACCUCCCAUCCAAGGCGGCGGCUCGAGCCUCUUCCUCUUGGAUCCUCGCUGGCCUUGCCCACCCCGUGCGGGUUUUCAGCAGCGGAUUUCUGGGGGUGGGGGGCUCAAGCGAUCCCGUCCCGCGGAGGGGCCGUGGCACGCAGCGGAGCGGGAAGGGUGAAGCCGACGGGCUGGGUUAUUGGUGAGGGAUAGUCUUAUUUCUCCCUAUAAGGGAUUCAACACUGUGAAAUUCAAUCUCCAACUGCAGCCCCUGCCUGCGCUUCUCUCCUACAACAUAGUUCUUCGUUUUAAUCUCUUGCUUUAACCAAGUUUAAAGUAGUGUUACUAAAUUGAAAGAAAGGCCCGUCUGUUCCCUUCAGGUUUCGUUGGAAGCCCACCUCACACGCCGUCGUCUGUGUUGUAAUUCAUACUUUUGAUACCAUUUCUGAUGUGUAAAAUUGGUUGUCUUGUAAAUAUCUUAUAUAAAAAAAGUUCAACUGUAAAUAAACUAUUGUGGUUGUUAAUUUUUUUUUUUUUUUGGAAAUUUUUCCUUUGGUUUGUUAGGUUUAACAGUGUUAACGGGCAGUAUUAAACACUUCUGCUUGUAUGUUUAAAAAAAAUUGAAAGAAUCAGUUUUUUUACAAUAAAACAGAAAACCAGA